Molecule: messenger RNA, 5234 nt
Organism: Osmerus eperlanus (European smelt)
Lineage: Eukaryota; Metazoa; Chordata; Actinopteri; Osmeriformes; Osmeridae
Gene: kdm6a
Product: lysine (K)-specific demethylase 6A
Exons: 30
Coding region: 426-4859 (1477 amino acids)
Biological process (GO): regulation of gene expression; heart development
Cellular component (GO): MLL3/4 complex
Molecular function (GO): chromatin DNA binding; histone H3K27me2/H3K27me3 demethylase activity; RNA polymerase II cis-regulatory region sequence-specific DNA binding
Source: RefSeq, a predicted model, not a curated record
CCAGGCCUCUGAAUGUGAAAACGACGGUAGACACCCCAAUACAGGUCCAGGCACAUGAUUACACACUAACGCUUUCAUUGGUCAUUGAGGGGAGAGGGCGUUCCAACGGUGGCGGCGUGCGUUAGCCUAUGUGACACAAUUACAACAACUUUGAGCUGGUGGUUGGGAGCAAGUUUGCGAUCAAAUCAAACCACAACCUCUCGUCACAUCCAGUAUUCAUUCGACUAAAUGCAUCAUUUCUCGUGGGAGUACACAUAGUAUUUUGUGUAGAAUGAUGCGCGAGGAAGGCAACUUGAAGGGAUCCUGUUUUCCUUGAGGAUUUGGCAAGAAUAACGCUAGCCAAGCUACUCAGUCCUGGAUACGGUACUGGACACAAAGUGUUGAAUUUUGGUGGAGUUCGUCGCCCACUUCCACGUUGCAUUUCCAUGAAAUCGUGCGGAGUGUCGCUCGCCGCCGCUGCCUCUGCUGCUGACCGAAGUCUCGGCGCUGCUGGUGAUGAGGAAAAGAAAAUGGCGGUGGGAAAAGCGACUGAAACCGAGGAGGACUUUCCGAAGCUAACAGCGCAGGAGAGGGACAGCUUGGUGGGAAUUGACAGUUCACUGUUUGGAUUUCAGAGGCUUCAUGAAGAUGGCGCCAGAACGAAGGCCUUGCUGUUAAAGGCUGUUAGCUGCUAUGACUCCCUCAUCCUGAAAGCGGAGGGAAAAGUGGAACCAGAGAUGUUCUGCCAGUUGGGUCACUUCAACCUUCUCCUAGAGGAGUAUCCAAAAGCAUUAUCAGCAUACCAGCGGUACUACAGUGUACAGUCGGACUACUGGAAGAAUGCCGCCUUCCUGUACGGCCUCGGAAUGGUUUACUUCUAUUUCAAUUCAUAUCAGUGGGCGAUAAAGGCACUGCAGGAGGUGCUGUACAUUGACCCCAGCUUUUCCCGGUCUAAAGAGAUCCACCUGAGGCUGGGUCUCAUGUUUAAGGUCAACACGGACUUCGAGUCGAGCAUGAAGCAUUUUAAGCUGGCUUUGAUUGACUCCAACCCCUGCACUUUGUCCAAACCUGAGAUUCAGUUCCACAUCGCUCACUUGUAUGAGAUUCAGAAGAAAUACAGAGCAGCGAAGGAGGCGUAUGAGAGUCUCCUACAGACAGAGGAUCUUCCUGCACAGGUGAAGGCCACUACACUGCAACAACUAGGCUGGAUGCAUCACACCGUGGAGCAGCUGGGAGAUAAGGGCACCAAGGACAGCUAUGCUAUCCAGUGUCUGCAGAAGUCUCUAGAAGCAGACCCCAAUUCUGGACAGUCCUGGUAUUUCCUUGGCAGGUGCUACUCCAGUAUUGGGAAGGUCCAGGAUGCCUUCAUCUCCUACCGCCAGUCCAUUGACAAGUCUGAGGCCAGCGCUGACACCUGGUGCUCCAUAGGGGUGCUGUACCAGCAGCAGAACCAGCCCAUGGACGCCCUGCAGGCCUACAUCUGCGCCGUGCAGCUGGACCACAGCCACGCGGCCGCCUGGAUGGACCUGGGCACGCUGUACGAGUCGUGCGGGCAGCCGCACGACGCCAUCAAGUGCUACAUCAACGCCACGCGCAGCAAGGCCUGCACCAACACCUCCGCGCUCACCCACCGCAUCAAACUGCUGCAGGCUCAGUUGUGUAACCUACAGCCAGGUAGUCUGCAGAGUAAGAGUAAAAUGCUUCCUAGUAUUGAGGAGGCGUGGAGCCUCCCCAUCCCUGCCGAGCUCACCUCCAGGCAGGGACAGGCCCUGAACACUGCCCAGCAGGCCCAGCAGGCCUGUAAACCCCAACAGGGGGGUGAGACCAGUAGUCACCUAGACAACCAGGCCAGCCCAGCUAAAAGGAAACGCACAGCCAGCCCUUCUAAGAGUGCUGCAGACUCAUGGACCAACAGCCCGGUACCACAGCAGAACCCCAGUUGGUACCUCUCACCACAAAAGCAACAGCUCCUGGACCAUUUGCGGGCGAACCGGGCGAUCCUGAAACCUCAGCAGGUGCAGAUGCUGGACCAGCUUGAGAAGCAGUUCUCUCUCAUGCAGCAGCAUCAACAGCAGAUGAGGCAUGCGGCGGCAGGGCAGGUUCGGCCCGGCCUACCGAACGGCCCCUCAGCCGACCCUUCGUUGACCCAAAACUCCCUCCCCCACCGCGCCCCUCACACCGCCGUCCCGCCCCCCUGCACGGCUCAGCUCAUGGCCAACGGACCCUGCUCGUCGAGCCCCGCCGCCAGCGGCCGGCAUCUGGAUAAUUCCGCCGCCGGUUCCGUGGGCAAUAAUCACACUCUGGGAGCGGGAGGGUUACCGGGAGGUAGCGGGAGUAAUGGAAAUGUGCCUUACCUACAGCAGCACUCUCUACCUCACCACUGCACAGCCACCAGUAACCCCACCAGCAACAAGUCCAGUACCACAGACGAGGCCUGGAGAAGCCAGCCAUGCGCCAACACCACUCAGGGGCUUCACAAAGGUCCAGGUUCACAUUCGGCAGGUCCCAAUGGAGAACCCUUCCCUCCCUCCCUGGCCCACCCCCACCUCCUCCCCCUCCCUGCCCAGGCAGCAGGCGCCAACGGCUCCGGUGCUCUAGAUCAGGUCGGACUCUGCACUGGCUCCUCCUCUUCCUCCUCCUCCUCCUCCCUCUCCUCCUCCUCACCUCAGACUGGCACCCCCAACCACCUCUCCUCACCCCCCCACUCCGCCACUACCUCAGGGGCCCACACCAAAGAGACCACGCCUUCAGGAAGAAACGGCAGCAGUGGGUCGACCCCUGCCGCCCCCUCGGUUCCUGACGGCUCCUCCGCUGGGCAUUCGGCAGGGACGCCUCUCAGCCCUGGCUCCGCCCCUGCACAGGGACUGACUAAUCACGUCCAGCAGCGGGUGACGGACAGCUCGGCGAGCCCCUCCCAGACCGCCUCCCCUUUCCCAGGCGCGCUCCGUUCCGACAAUCCUCAGCUCUCAGCCUUGCUCGUGGGAAAAGCCAAUUCUAGCAGCGAUGACAAUAACAAUCAUAGCGAUCAUCUGGGGUCAUCGGAGAAGGUCAACAACAUCCACGCAGGUCUCCACGGGGGGGCCAAGCCCCUUCCGGAGCAUUCUCUGGCCUCCUCGCCCCUCUCGGCCAUGUCCACGGCCACCCCCUCCCCUCGGUCCGCCGACCCCGCCUCCUCCAGCAGCCUGGCCUGCCUUAACAGCCCGUCCGGCGGUGGCCCCACCCCUGGCCCGGCUCAGGGCCCCACGCUGAACGGCGAGGGGCCAGAGGACUCCCAGAGCCCGGUGAAGGUGGAGCCGUGCGGGGGCGUUCCCAGGCCGGCCCCGCCCGGCCCCGUGGUCCUGGCCCCCUGGUCCUCGGUCUCCAUCUACCCAAGCUCCAGCGACGUGCUCAAGGCUUGCAGGAACCUGGGGAAGAAUGGCCUGGCCACCAGCAGCAUCCUCCUGGACAAGUGUCCCCCCCCCAGGCCCCCUCCCCCGCCCUCCCCCUCACUGCCAAAGGACAAGCUCAACCCCCCCACGCCCAGCAUUUACCUGGAGAAUAAGAGGGACGCCUUCUUCCCUCCACUGCACCAGUUCUGUACAAACCCUGCCAACCCUGUCACAGUCAUCAGAGGCCUGGCUGGAGCGCUCAAACUGGACCUGGGCCUGUUCUCCACUAAGACCCUGGUGGAGGCCAACCCGGACCACCUGGUGGAGGUGAGGACCCAGCUGGCCCAGCCCACCGACGAGAACUGGGACCCCAGCGGCUGCAGGAGGAUGUGGCGCUGCGAGAGCAGCCGCUCCCACACCACCAUCGCCAAGUACGCCCAGUACCAGGCCUCCUCCUUCCAGGAGUCACUACGGGAGGAGAACGAGAAGAAGAAAGAGCAGUCGGAAGCAGAGGUGGAGAAUGCAGCGAGGAAGAGGAAGGGCCCUUUCAAGCAUAUCAAGUUUGGGACCAACAUUGACCUGUCUGACGAGAGGAAGUGGAAGCUGCAGCUGCAGGAGCUCAGUAAGCUGCCCGCCUUCGCUAGGGUGGUCUCCGCCGGCAACCUGCUCAGCCAUGUAGGACACACCAUCCUGGGCAUGAACACUGUCCAGCUCUAUAUGAAGGUUCCUGGGAGCAGGACACCAGGCCACCAGGAGAACAACAACUUCUGUUCCGUGAACAUCAACAUCGGCCCGGGGGACUGCGAGUGGUUCGCUGUGCCGGAGCCUUACUGGGGAACCAUCAACCACUUCUGUGAAAAGAACAACAUCAACUUCCUGAUGGGCUCGUGGUGGCCGAACCUGGAGGACUUGUAUGAGACGGAUGUCCCGGUGUACCGGUUCAUCCAGCGCCCAGGAGACCUGGUGUGGCUCAACACGGGCACGGUCCACUGGGUCCAGGCCAUCGGCUGGUGCAACAACAUCGCCUGGAACGUUGGACCCCUCACUGCACACCAGUACAAGCUGGCCGUGGAGCGCUACGAGUGGAACAAGCUGCAGAGCGUCAAAUCCAUCGUGCCCAUGAUCCACCUCUCCUGGAACAUGGCCCGGAACAUCAAGGUGUCCGACCACAAGCUCUUCGAGAUGAUGAAGUACUGUCUGCUGCGGACUCUGAAGCAGUGUCAGAUGCUGAAGGAGAUGCUGCUGACCGCAGGGAAGGAGCUGGUGUGGCACGGGAGGACCAGGGAAGAGCCGGCACACUACUGCAGCAUCUGCGAGGUGGAGGUGUUUGACCUGCUCUUUGUCACCAGUGAGAGUAACAGCAGGAAGACGUACGUAGUGCACUGUCAGGACUGUGCCCGCAGGGGGAGCCCUAACCUGGACAACUUUGUGGUGCUGGAGCAAUACAAGAUAGAGGACCUCAUGCAGGUCUAUGACCAGUUCACUCUCGCUCCUCCAUUGCCCUCAUCGUGACAGUAACGUUCUGCUACUCUGACAACAUUCAGAACCCUCAACGAACUGACGGAACCCCUCUCCGGAAUGUCCUUUUUUUUCUGAUAUUCAGGAAGUGAGCCAGCAGUCCUCCACUGCGCUCUGUAGCUAUCCCACAAGGCAGCUGUGUGAAAGCUGUGUCUAUGCAACCUGCCCAGAGUGAAGCACCGCCCCCUAGUGGACUGGAGGGGGAAUGGCUGCUCCCUCCUGCCACCAUGACCAGACUGUUCUAAUGCUGGCUCAAGACAACCUUCUCUAGAAAAACAUAAAAAUGGACAACAACAAAAAAACAGACAAUUGAAAAGUGGUUUUGUAUAUAUUAUUGUUAGAACUGGCAACAACGUCACACAAAGACUA